AUGACUGACCACGCAACAGAUCGCAACCGAAUGCCACCUCCUCCACUUCCACCGUCCUCUCGCCAUUCAUCGGCUGCUCAUACCAUGACAGCUUCUUCAUCAGGGUCCAGCAUUGCAUCAUCUGGUUUAUUCUCCGCGGCAACUAAGGCAGAAACAUUACGAAUUGCUGCUAACAAGCCCCGCAUUAUUCAGAUUCCUGUAUGGGAGCAAGCUGGACUGUUUAUCUUCAACUACAAAAACACCCAAAACGCAAUUCCUCUCUGCGGAUCUUGCCAUACCGAGUUCGAUAUGUCACUUGACCCUGGAUACGUUUUUUUCCCAACAGAUAUCCAGUACUUCAUUGAUUUUGAACUCCGGGAUCGUGCUCGCCGAGAGCAGAUCGCAGCAGAUACUGCACUCCCUAUCUCAGCCCUUUCGCGGCAGGUACCGACAAGUGCAGACUACAAGCAACAUGAAAUUGACUCAAACCAAAUAUCGCCCACCGCCAUCGGAGGCCGAUACAACCGGGUAUUCUUAAAACAAUUCCUCCACAACGGUCAAAUCCCAGGGAUUGAAAAAACCUUCUCAACUCCAAAAGAAUGGCACGGUGCCCCCCUUGCGUCUAUUCGUCGUACGUUUGCCGCCCUUGCAAGCCCGCGUUUCUUUAUCAUCGUCGAUGCCGGUACUCGUCACAAGCUUGAAGAACUACGGCAGCUAUACUUCAGUGACGACCGCCUUUCAUCUGAACAAGUCUCUCUGCGUGAUGUGUAUCGGCCACAAGUCCAGACAAGUAAGAAGCACCAGCUAGAUGACCAGACGAAUGACGAGUCGGGACGUUACAACAAAAAAGCCAAAUAUCAGGACACAGGGUUUGCUGGAACGGCUUCCGCAGCAAACCAGUGCCGCGAAUAUACCGACUGGGUUUUGGGCCCCGAGUCGACGACAAAUGACGUCGUCAAGUUGUAUGCGCCAGUUUUCUCCUCAUACUAG
Penicillium psychrosexuale is the source of this 969-nucleotide messenger RNA. RefSeq lists its product as uncharacterized. The record is from RefSeq and is a predicted model, not a curated record. Bases 1 to 969 code for a protein of 322 amino acids. The transcript has 2 exons. NCBI's taxonomy places the organism in Eukaryota, Fungi, Ascomycota, Eurotiomycetes, Eurotiales, Aspergillaceae.